UGUAACAUAAUCUGUAUAAGUCCAAAUGUCAACUGUCAAAUUCAUGUAUAUGUAGUCUGUAGUAUAAAAUAAAUAAAUCUCUCUUCCUCGCUGGUCAACAUGGAGUUUGCAUUGCAUCCAAGUUAAUCCCGAAUGUUAAAUAAAAUUCCUGCUUCCUCCCACGCCCAACAACAAACAAUACAUGGUGUCAGAAGGGAUACAUGAUUAUAUCAUGGAAGAAAUACAAGGCAAGGUGCAAAACGUACUACUUGCAAACAACUUAAAACCAUUGUGUCUCACAACUGAAAAUGGCGUAGCAUCGGAUUGUGCCAACAGUGAGAAAUGGAAAAGAUGGAAGCAAAAAUUCGAAAUUUACGUCGAAGCAAAUGACUUAGAAAAAGUCUCAGAAAAGAAAAAACUAGCGAUUUUCCUCAACGCAAUAGGCGACACAGGUCUGGAAAUCUACAACUCGUUCAACGUUGUUAGAACAACAGAAACUUUAAAAUACGUCGUAGAAAAAUUCGACUCAAAAUUUAACGCCUGUAAAAACGAAACAGUUGAGCGUUACAACUUUUUCACAAGAAUACAAAAAUUUGAGGAAACAUUUGAUGAAUAUGUGACCAGUCUAAACAAUUUGUCAUGCAGUUGCAAUUUUGAUACUUUAAAAGAAUCACUAGUCAAAGACAUGUUCAUAAUAGGGAUUAGAAAUGCAAACAUAAAAGAAAAAUUAUUACAAAGAAAAAAUUGCUGACGUCAAUGAGGCAGUAGAAAUUGCAAAAACAAUAGAACUCUCAUACCAAAGGUCAAAGAAAUUAGGAACAGACGACAUACACGAGGUCAAGAUAAUAGCCAAAGAAAACGUCAAGAAGAAUCCAGUAUCGAAUAGACAUAGAUCAAUGAACAGAAAUUCUUUUAGAAGUAAAAGUCAUGAGCGCAGCAACAGUUCCUCUUCAGCUAACUUCAAAACACCACACAAUUUCAACAGGAAUAGAAUAUCCUGCAGAAGAUGCGGCCAAAUACACCGUUUCAAAUGUCCAGCUUUUGGGAAAAUAUGCACAACUUGUAAGAAGCCGAACCACUUUGCACAAUACUGUUUUUUCAAGAAUAAACAAGAGAUGUAAUUUUCAAUCUAGGUAGUAUAACACUGCCAUGUAAUUUUGAAAAUAAGCAACAAGUUAAUAUUCAAUUUAUGGUUGUAAAAUGUGACUGUUCAACUAUACUAGGCUGGAAAACUUGUGAAGACCAGGGUAUUGUCAAAAGAUUAUUUAAACUAACAUCCAAUCAAACUCAAAGGUCAGUACAAUCACUUCUUAAUACAUAUUCAGACACAUUUGAAGGGUUAGGUUGUUUACCACAUAAAGCGCACUUACACAUUGACACUAGUAUAACACCAAAAAUAUGUCCGGUUCGUAGAAUUCCAUAUGCAUUACAUUCAAAACUUAAAGUAGAAUUAGAUAGAAUGGAACAUCUACAAGUAAUUGAAAAAGUAAGUAAGCCUACUGAAUGGGUAAACGCUAUAGUUCCUAUAGAAAAGCCAAAUGGCCAACUUCGCAUUUGUCUAGACCCAAGAAGCCUUAACAAGGCUAUAAAAAGGCCACAUUUUCCAUACCCAACAUUAGAUGAUUUACGUUCUAAAGUAGCGGGUGCUGCUGUAUUUUCUAAAUUAGAUGCCAAUUCAGGAUACUGGAUGAUUAAACUAGAUGCAGAAAGCAGUGAGCUCUGCACAUUUAAUACACAAUUUGGUAGAUACAAAUUCCUCAGACUUCCCUAUGGCAUUAAUUCAAGCGGUGAAAUAUUUCAUAAAGUCAUGAAUGAUCUAUUUGGUGAAUUACCUGGGGUAUUAAUAUUUGUCGAUGAUAUUUUGGUGUAUGGUUCAAACCAAAAUGAACAUAAUGAAAGGCUAGAAAAUGUUUUUAAAAAAGCCAGAGAAGUCAACUUAAAAUUCAAUAAGUCAAAGUGUCUCUUUGAUAAAUCAGAAGUAGCUUAUAUAGGUCAUAUCUUCAAUAAAGAGGGUAUUGCACCAGACAAGUCAAAAGUCGAGGCAAUUAUUGACAUGCCUAGGCCAGAAAAUGUAAAAGAUUUACAAAGGUAUCUUGGUAUGAUAAACUACUUAGGAUCCUAUAUUCCAAAUCUAGCACAAGAAACUUCAGUACUAAGGGAUCUUCUUAAAAAACAAAAUAUUUGGCAAUGGACAGACAAUCAUGAAAGCCAAUUUAAAAAAUUAAAACAAUUAAUUUGUCAAUCCCCUGUAUUAGUACAUUAUGAUGUAAAGAAACCAAUUAGAAUGUCAGUGGACGCAUCAAAAAAUGCGGUUGGAGCUGUCAUAUUUCAUGGGAAAAAUCCUAUUGCUUAUUCUUCAAAGUCAUUAACUAGUUCUCAAGAAAAUUAUGCUCAAAUUGAAAAAGAAUUAUACGCUAUUUUAUUUGGAUGUAAAAAAUUCCAUCAAUAUAUUUAUGGUAAAACUAUACAAGUAGAAACUGAUCACCAACCAUUAGUCACAUUAUUUAAAAAACCUUUAUCAGAUGUACCUACAAGACUGCAAAGAAUGAUGAUUGCGUUACAAUCUUAUGAUUUAUUAGUCUCUUAUACAAGAGGUACUGAAAUGUAUAUUUCUGACACACUUUCUAGGGCACCUAUAUCAAACACAAAAAUAGAAAAAUUUGAUCUUGAAGAAUUAGAAAAUAACAUUAAUUGUCACAUAAAAUCAUUAACAUCUAAUUUGGCAAUAACACAAAAUAAAUUACAAGAAAUCAAAAGUCAUACUCAAUCAGAUGAAACUUUAAAAAUACUAAAGGAAUAUUAUUCAGUAGGAUGGCCAAAUAGUAAACAUCAGUGUGACUCAAUAACUUUACCAUAUUGGAACAUUCGAGAUGAAAUACAUGUCAUUGAUGAAAUAAUUUUUAAAAGUCAGUCAGUUAUCAUUCCCAGAUCAAUGCGUUCUGAAAUAUUAAAUAAAUUACAUGAGGGACAUAUGGGUAUAGAAAAAACAAAAAACUUAGCAAGAGGUAUAGUUUAUUGGCCUAACAUUAAUCAUGACAUAGAAAUGAAAAUAAGACAAUGUGAGAUAUGUAUGAUGUUUAGUGCAAAUAAAACAAAAGAAACUUUAUUAUCACAUGAACAACCAGAAAUUCCUUGGCAAAAAGUAGCAACAGAUUUAUUUGAUUACAAUAACAAAAAAUUCUUAUUAGUGGUUGACUAUUACUCAAAUUACAUUGAAAUUGCACAAUUAAGUAAUGAUUAUAGAAGUCAAACUGUUAUACAACACUUAAAAUCUAUUUUUUCACGACAUGGAAUCCCAUUACAACUUGUGAGUGAUGGAGGUCCGCCUUUCAAUUCCCAAGAAUUCUUGAAAUUCAUGUGUGAUUGGGAUAUAGAACACAUUAAGUCAAGUCCUCAUUUCCCUCAAUCAAAUGGUCUUGCAGAAGUAUCUGUAAAAAUAAUAAAAACAUAUUAAGAAAAUGUGAACAGUCAGGUACAGAUUUUUACAUAGGAUUACUUCAAUAUAGGUCUACACCUAGAGGUAACUUAAAGUCACCGUCAGAAUUACUAAUGUCUAGAAAACUUAGAACUAAAUUACCUACACAAAUAACUUACCUUAAACCUAAAGUUGUAAAAUUUUCUAAGCAUUAUAAUAACAAAA
This is a messenger RNA of Manduca sexta (tobacco hornworm), 3619 nucleotides long. RefSeq lists its product as uncharacterized. Gene Ontology annotation, biological process: DNA integration. Bases 1169 to 3433 code for a protein of 754 amino acids. NCBI's taxonomy places the organism in Eukaryota, Metazoa, Arthropoda, Insecta, Lepidoptera, Sphingidae. Gene Ontology annotation, molecular function: nucleic acid binding. The transcript has 2 exons. The record is from RefSeq and is a predicted model, not a curated record.